Euleptes europaea (tarantolino) is the source of this 7723-nucleotide messenger RNA. It is a transcript of the gene SETD2, whose product is annotated as SET domain containing 2, histone lysine methyltransferase. Gene Ontology annotation, cellular component: nucleus; chromosome. The transcript is spliced from 20 exons. Gene Ontology annotation, molecular function: histone H3K36 methyltransferase activity; protein binding. Bases 1 to 7683 code for a protein of 2560 amino acids. The record is from RefSeq and is a predicted model, not a curated record. Gene Ontology annotation, biological process: regulation of DNA-templated transcription. Lineage: Eukaryota; Metazoa; Chordata; Lepidosauria; Squamata; Sphaerodactylidae.
AUGCUUCCUUGGCUGGAUUGCAACAGAGAAGAAGAGAAUGAGGGCAAGGCUGACAAUGUACAGAAACCCGGCUUUGUCAAAGGGCCGGUGUUCAAAGGCGUGGCGUCGAGCCGCUUCUUGCCCAAAGGCACCCGAACAAAAGUUAACCUUGAGGAACAAGGCAGGCAAAAGGUGUCCUUCAGCUUCAGUCUGACCAAGAAAACCCUGCAGAACAGAUUCCUGGCAGGUCUUGGAAAUGACAAACAAAAUGAGACUCCGAGCUCCCCAGCGGCACCGCUUCAAACUGACCUUCCCUCCAAAAUUAAACUCGAUCUUGGGGAUUUUGGUGAUACAGAGGAAUUUUCGCCACCAAAGCCUAAGGUAGAGUUAGGCAAGAUCCAUUUCAAGAAACAUAUGCUGAAUGUUACCACCAAGCCUUCCCCAGCUGUUGUGGUAUCGCCAACAGUGGCUCUUGCUCCAGCUAUUACGGCAGAAUUAGUGGAGGUGCCCCCAUCGCCCCCGCCUCCUCCGCCCCCGCCUCCUCCGCCUCCACCACCUGCUCCAGCACCUGUACCAACCCCAGCAGCUUUCCCUCAAGUUCCAGUUGCAGUACCAACAGCAGCUUCACCUCGGUCACCCUCACCUGUAGAAACCGCUGUCCGAGUGGCAAAGGAGCCCUCAAAUAAAGCACCUCAAGAAACGUCCCAGCUAAAUACUACACAAAAUGCUGUGUCAGAUGACUCAGAAGAACAUUUACCUCAGGUUGUUUCUGAGGAAGCAGAAGUGGUCCCGGCUAAAGGGGGGUCCCGUGCUGGUAAGGAGGAGGAAGCUUCAGAGAGCUCCAAGUGUUCUUUUCCUAGUUCUAAAAAACAAAGUUCUAAGAGGAGGUCUGAUGGCACGUUGCCAGCUUCUGAAUCAGAUGAAGAUUCUGUGAGGACUUCCUCAAGUCAGAGGUCCCAUGACAUUAAAAUAUCAACUAGCUCUGAGAAAGAAAAAGAUUCACGAAAGAGCUCUACUUCUCUCAAAACAGAAGAACAAGCAAAAUCCUCAUCCCGGUCUAGAUCUGACAGAGAUGAAAAAUAUUCCAGUUACUCCAGAUCUGAGAGAGACUCUAGGUACACUUCCUCCCGUUCCAGAUCUGACAGAGGGAGGAGGCGGAGCAGAUCUCGUUCUCGUUCUAGAUCUGAGAGAGGUUCUAGAACCAGUUCUUCUUAUUCCAGGUCUGAACGGUCUCAUUACUAUGACUCUGACCGGAGGUACCAUAGGAGUUCCCCAUAUAGAGAAAAGACACGAUAUUCUCGUUCUUACAUGGAUAGUAGGACAAGAGAAAGUUCAGAUUCGGAAGAGGAGUAUCGGAGGUCAUAUUCCAGAUCUACAGACUCAAGGCGUACAUCCUCUCAUUCCUCAUCUUACAGAGACUCUAGGACUUCUUCCUAUUCCAAGUCUGAUCGGGAUAGCAAGACGGAAUCCUCUCACGCUGACUUGGAGAGAAAAGGAAAGCCUACAAAAUCAGACCGGGAAUCCAAAAGGAUUUCAGAAAGUGAAGUAUCGAAGAGGUGCUCUCCAGUGAUUGAGGUGGGACAUCGUAAGGGGACAUCCCACUCUAAAACAGACAGUAGUGUGAAUUCUUCCCGUCACAAGUCCACCUCUUCCAAGACAUCAUCUGCUCCAAAGUCAGAUAAGUUUAAAAGUUCUUUCUGUUGUACAGAAUCUGAGGAAAUCAGAGAGCAGUCUAAUUGUGUAGACUCAGAGGCGCCUCGUGUACAGAACUGUGAAGCAGAAACUAUUACACAGAAGCCAGAAUCAGAAAAGGUUGUUUCAGUGUUAAGUCAUCCAAAUGAUUCACCUACUUUCAAAAAGCUAGAUGAGUCUAAAGGGGGUUCUCCUAUUUCGAAGUCUAUUGAACUUGCCAGAAUGGAUAGCCAUGACAGUAUUAAGGAAGAAGAGCCUUUAGUCAAGUUAAAACACGACAAUAUAAGAAAUUGUUCUCCAGUAGAACUGAAUAUAAAUGGGUCUCCAGAAGGAAGGCCCAGAGAUGCAGCGUUAUUCUGUACCUCCAAGCUGGAGACAGUUGCAAUGUCUUCUGAUGAUAGUUUAGAUAGUUCUGAGGUAGCACCUUGGGUCAAGAGCCCUAGUUUAGAUGAGUUGUCCUCUAAUGGGUUUCAAACUGCAUAUCUUUCUAAAGGUCAUGAUCUAGAUGAUUCCCCUGUUCUUUCUCAUGAAUCCAGCAGUUUGCUUAAAGAAAAAAAAAUUCUGGUUCUUUCCGAAUAUGAAUUUGUACCCUCCUGUAUUGAGAAUGUAAAUCAUUCUAGAACAUUACCUAAAGUGGAUGACCUAGCAGACUCCUGUAAUAAAACCAAAGAUCCAGCCCCUUGCUACCUUUCGGACGAUGCCACUCUCUCAUUGUAUUAUUCAGAAGUUGAAAUUGAAGCUGAGCCUUCAGAUGCAAAAGCGAUUCAGGAAUCUCCUAUGGAUAUUGAUGUAGAACCGCAAAUGGAAGCCUGCCAUGAUGCGGUGGAUAAAAAUUUAUUGGAAAUGGCUACUGAAAGUGAGAAAUACAGUGCUAGAAGUUUCAGCUUUUCGGAGGAUAGCCCAGUCAGAGAUUCUUCUGCAGGAGAACGUUCUGUGGAAUUGAAGUUAGACAAUCAGUUUAUUGCACAACAACCCCCAUCAGAAAAUGUGUUCUCCCAGUUGGAGAGAACGUUGCAGAAAAAGAGGGACGAACUCGUGGAGUGUCCUGAAGUAGCUCUUGAAAUAGAUGCCCAGCACGUUGAUUCCAUUAUAGAAAAAACAGAAUCACCUGUAAAAAAUGAGCAUUCUUAUUAUUUAGAGAUGCCGGUAGAAGACCUGGAAGAAGAAGAGCCUGAUAGACGGGAGGAUUUGGUUGCCCUUGAAGAAAGAACCACGCCUGAUGCGAAAGACUGCUAUCUUGAUGCCUUUGCGACGAAGGACAAAGAUGACUCCUUGGUAGGAUCUGCAUUUUCGGAAGCGCUGUCCCCAUCUUGUGAUAUUGUUGUGACGGUAGAAGAAACGGAAAUGAUCACUGAAGCCCCAGGAUGCGACAGCAGUGGUACUACUCCUGAACUCGUUUCCAUUCACAAUGAGGAUUAUUCCGACACCGCUGAAAGUGCGAGCGAGCCAGGCAGCGAGGAAAGUGAUACCGAAGACUCAGAUUCAGACGACAGCAGUGUUCCGAGGAACCGCCUCCAGUCGGUUGUGGUCAUUCCGAAGAAUUCUACAAUAAGCAUGGAGGAGAGCAGUUCCUCUUCCUCUCGGAACAGCCAGAGUAACAGACGCUACUUGGAUCACUGGGAAGACGCCAGACCGGAACCCAGCAAGCCAUACUAUGAAGAAGUACAAGACGACGUGGAGUUGGACAACGGCCCUCAACAUGAAAGCAGGCGCGUGCCUUCUAGAGACACAGAGGGGAGCCCUGCUACAACGACAGAGCUCGGUAGAGCAGAGCCUGCGAACCUUCAGCCGGGGGCCCUCCAGCCUCAAAGCGAUGGCGUCGACAGCACCAGUCAGCCGGAGCGGCCAUCAGAUUCUCUUAGCAAGCUGAAGCCGGAUGGCAGGACUGUGUUAAUGGAGCCAAUGUCGGUCGUUCAGUCACCACGGCAAGAGGAACUGCGCUACUUCGACAAGAACUAUGAAGUGGUUGAUCAUACAUGUAGGCAGCAGCCCGGUGUUUCCAAGCCAGACAGCAGGCAGGGGAGGCCUAGUUUCAGCGAUCUCGCCAACACAGGAAGAGAGUUCUCCAGACAAGAUGGCUUUCAUUCAGCAGAGGACAUGGGGAACUUGGGGUGGGACUUCUCCCAGCCAGAGAAACCGAGCAGCACAUACCAGCAGCCUGACAGCAGCUAUGGCAUUUUCCCAGGUUAUGUUUACCCGCCAGGUUCGGGGCCAUAUGUUGGGUCCCAUAACUACUGGCAUGACAAUGGGUACUGGGACCCAAGGUUGAGCAGUAGGCCCCCCGAGAUGCAUUACGAGCGAAUCCAAGGGCAGGUCCCUGACUCACUGACAGAGGACCAUGAGGAGUACGAAGAAGUUGACCGUUGGGUGGACGAAAGCCACCCUUACUUCUCCGACCAGUCAAGUAAGUUCCAGGCGCGGGACCCUAGAGAGAAGGGUUCUGUGCAGGCGCACGAGAUCAGCAGCAACUCGGCCAAAGAGCCAGCAGCUGCAGGCGAGACAAAAGAGUACGUGAAGACUUUGAGUAAAAAUGACAUGAAAGAGCGGGGGCCGCUGAAGAAAAGGAGGCCGGACUUAGAGAGCGACUCCGAGAGCGACGGGGACUCCCGGGAAAGGAAGAAGGUGAAGACGGAGGGCGAGCAGGGGCCGGUUCUGCUUCAGGACUCUUCAAUGAUUCGCCCACUGUGUCUCAUGGAAGACUUCAGGGACCCACAGCGUUGGAAGGAGUUUUCCAAGCAAGGGAAGAUGCCCUGCUACUUCGAUCUGAUUGAGGAAAAUGUGUAUUUAACAGAAAGGAAAAAGAAUAAAUCGCACCGUGACAUCAAGCGGAUGCUGUGUGAGUGUGCAACGCUUUCCAAAGAGGAGAGAGCUCAAGGGGAGGUGGCAUGUGGAGAGGAUUGUCUUAACCGCCUGCUCAUGAUCGAAUGUUCUUCGAGGUGCCCGAAUGGGGAGUACUGCUCCAAUAGGCGGUUCCAGAGGAAGCAGCACGCCGAUGUGGAAGUCAUCCUGACGGAGAAGAAAGGCUGGGGGCUGAGAGCAGCAAAAGACCUCCCUUCCAACACCUUUGUACUGGAAUACUGCGGAGAGGUGCUGGAUCACAAAGAAUUUAAAACCCGGGUUAAAGAGUACGCCCGAAGCAAGAACAUCCAUUACUACUUCAUGGCACUGAAAAACGAUGAGAUAAUUGAUGCCACCCAGAAAGGAAACUGUUCUCGUUUCAUGAACCACAGCUGCGAACCAAAUUGUGAGACGCAGAAGUGGACUGUAAAUGGACAGCUGAGAGUUGGCUUUUUCACCACCAAAUUAGUACCAUCGGGCUCUGAGCUGACAUUCGACUACCAGUUCCAGAGAUAUGGCAAAGAAGCUCAGAAGUGCUUCUGUGGCUCUGUCAAUUGCCGGGGUUACCUUGGAGGAGAGAACAGAGUCAGCAUCAGAGCCGCCGGAGGCAAAAUGAAAAAGGAGCGGUCUCGUAAAAAAGAUUCGGUGGACGGAGAGCUGGAGGCACUCUUGGAAAACGGAGAAGGGCUUUCAGAUAAGAACCAAGUUCUCAGCUUGUCCCGACUGAUGGUGCGGAUUGAGACUCUGGAACAGAAGCUCACCUGUCUCAAACUCAUACAGAACACUCAUUCUCAGGCUUGCCUCAAGACCUUCUUAGAAUGUCACGGUCUGUCCCUGCUCUGGAUUUGGAUGGCAGAGCUUGGCGACAGCCGGGGAAACAACUUGAAGCUUCAGCUGGAGAUUAUGAAGACCUUGGAGCUCUUACCCAUUCCCAAUAAAAACAUGUUGGAGGAGAGCAAAGUGCUUCCGAUUAUCCAGCGCUGGGCCCAGACCAAGUUGGUGAUUCCACACCUGAGUGAAGGGGAUGGCUAUUCUAGUGAGAACCCCUCGCGGGCUCAUACCCCACUCAACACCCCGGAUCCUUCCACCAAGCCAAAUGUGGAGAUCGACACAGAGACCCCUAAGAAGCUUGCCUUGCGAAGGCUCAAAAUCAUCAGUGAAAACAGCAUGGAUAGUGCGAUCUCCGACACCGCCAGCGAGAUGGAACUGAAGGAAGGGAAGGAGGACCUCGAGCAUCCAGAUGGCACCCCCCUAGAAGCAGUGGAGGAUCAGCCCCCGCAGUUAGAGCCCACCAAGGAGGCAGUUGUCGAGGACUUGUCGGACACCAGCAAACCUCAGUCUGGGGAGCAGGAGACAGAGCCAGAAGCCGAGGCAAAAGAUGGGAGCGUUAUCAAGCUGGAGGAAUCCCUUGCGGCUGAAACACCUUCUCAAGAUGAAGAAGAGGGUGUGUCGGAUGUGGAAAGCGAGCGGAGCCAAGAACAGACCGAUAAGAUAGUGGACGUGAGCGAUUUGGCCACCAGGCUUCUGGACUGCUGGAAAGAUCUGAAAGAGGUGUACAGGAUCCCAAAGAAGAGUCAAGUGGAAAAAGAGACCACAGAACGAGGGCGAGAACCUACCAGUCGAGACCCGGCUGCUACCCCGAAAAACCAGAGCAGAGAACGAGAUCCUGAAAGACGAAGCCACAGCAAAGAGAAGAAAAAACGGAGAGAUUCGCUGUCACCCCCUUCAGCGUACGAGCGAGGCACUAAGCGUCCCGAUGACCGCUACGAUACGCCAGCCACAACCUCCAAGAAGAAAGUGCGGAUCAAGGACCGCAACAAGCUGUCCACGGAAGAGCGCAGGAAGCUCUUUGAGCAGGAGGUGGCCCAGCGGGAGGCGCAGAAGCAGCAGCAGCAGCUGCAGAACCUCGGGAUGGCAUCCCCCCUCCCCUACGACUCCAUGGCCUACAGUGCCUCCCACCACGCUUUUAUGGGCUACCCCCCUGGCUACCCCAUGCAAGCCUACGUAGACCCCACCAACCCUAAUGCCGGCAAGGUGCUACUUCCGACGCCAAGCAUGGACCCCAUGUGCUCCCCGGCGGCCUAUGAGCACCCACAGACUUUGGUGGGGCACACCAUUGAGCCGACCCUGGCGACUCCCCAGCCAGUGCCCGUGGUUCAGCAUGUAGCAACGACCCUGGAGGUGUCCACCCCGCAGUACGUGGCGCAGAGCGACCCCGUGGUCCACCAGGAGCAGAGCGUCACGGUCCUGCCGGUGCCGGCUCCCGCCCCGGUGCAAGGGCAGAGCUACAGUGUCUGGGAUUCCAGCCAGCAGACGGUAGCGGUGCAGCCGCCUUACUCUCCGGCGCAGUCGCAGCCAGCCAUAUACUACCAAGGACAAGCGUGUCAGACCGUUUACGGGGUCACGUCGCCGUAUUCUCAGACCACCCCACCAAUUGUACAGAGUUACGCCCAGCCAGGCCUUCAGUAUAUUCAGGGGCAGCAGAUUUACGCUGCUCACCCCCAAGGUGUCGUGGUGCAGCCCACAACAGCGGUGACGACGAUUGUCGCAGCAGGACAGCCUCCACCCAUGCAGCAGCCGGAGCUUGUGGUGACCAACAACCUCCUGGACCUGCCUCCGCCCUCUCCUCCAAAACCCAAAACCAUCGUCCUCCCUCCAAACUGGAAAACGGCUCGAGAUCCAGAGGGGAAGAUCUAUUAUUAUCAUGUGGCCACAAGGCAAACCCAGUGGGACCCACCAACUUGGGACAGCCCAGGGGAUGACGCCAGCCUGGAACAUGAAGCUGAAAUGGAUCUUGGGACCCCAACAUACGACGAAAAUCCCAUGAAGUCUUCCAAGAAGCCCAAAACGGCAGAAGCAGACACUUCCAGCGAGCUGGCAAAGAAAAGCAAGGAAGUAUUCCGGAAGGAGAUGUCUCAGUUCAUCGUGCAAUGCCUGAAUCCCUAUCGGAAGCCAGACUGCAAAGUUGGCCGGAUAACCACAACUGAAGAUUUCAAGCACCUGGCACGCAAGCUGACCCACGGAGUGAUGAACAAAGAACUGAAAUACUGCAAGAACCCCGAAGACCUGGAAUGCAACGAGAACGUGAAGCACAAGACAAAAGAGUACAUCAAGAAAUACAUGCAGAAGUUCGGGGGCAUUUACAAACCCAAAGAGGACACGGAUUUGGAAUAACCGCCAAGGGCGGAAGCGCCGCGUUCCUCUUCAGAGCUCG